Messenger RNA from Botrytis cinerea B05.10, 1049 nucleotides. RefSeq lists its product as hypothetical. Lineage: Eukaryota; Fungi; Ascomycota; Leotiomycetes; Helotiales; Sclerotiniaceae. The record is from RefSeq and is a predicted model, not a curated record. The transcript has 2 exons. The coding region runs from base 124 to 651 and encodes 175 amino acids.
GUCAUCAAGUCCAAGCUCCCCACCAUCCACCUACUCAACCCAGCCCAACCCAACCAUCACCCCCCAUUCCCCAGCUCCAAACACCACCACCACCACCACCACCACAUAAAAAAAAAAAAAACCAUGUCUUCCCACCUCAUCCCCAAAUAUCUCCCACGCACUCUCGUCCGCAAAAACCCCCCCAUCUCUACGCCACGCAUUUUCAACACUCCCACACCACGAACGCCAGCAGCGGGGUUCUCGACCCGAGCUGCGAUUGGGAAAGCUGCUGCUGCUGCUGCACAAUUCCCACAUACCCAGCGAAGACUAUUCCCCCGCGCCUCCUUAUCGAAUCGCAGAACGCACACGCAUGAAAGAAGAGGCUAUGCAACGGCGACUCCAGCCGACGCCCUAAUUGAAGAUUUGACAGAACAGUACGGCGUGGCGCGCGAUGAAUUCGAGAUCGCAAGCGAAGAAACCGACAAACGCUCCGUCUACGCCUCCGCAGACCGCGAGGCGGCCGUCGAAGAAUUGCACAAGUUGAAAAAUAUGUAUGCGGCCGCGGUAGAGGGGGAGUACGGCGAGGAAAUCAAACGACGCGUGGGAUCGAGGGUGAGGGAAUUGGAACAGGGGGUUAUGGCGCUGGAGGCGCGGGCGCUGGAGGAUCAUUAGACUAGAUUUGGGGGGAGGAUUUAAAGGAGGCGGGGAGAGUUGGAAGAAAAUGGGUGCGGAGCAUGAUCUACGGAUCUUCUCUUAUGGUGGAUAUUUAGUUUUGGGGAUUGGAGGAGGAGAGGCUGUGAUGGUAUUGGAAUUGCGGAUACUAGAAUGGUUGCAUAGUGGAAGUGGCAGAUAUCAUGGGAGGGUUGAAUGGGCGAUGAAUAUACUUGCACUCCACAGGCUGUCUUUUUUUCAUGAUGGGAAGAUAUACACAAAUCUGCCAUAUGCCUCUUUAGAUAUUGAUGCGUGUCGGAUGCAAAAAUUUAUCAAUGUCAAGAUAGGCCAUGAUGCUGAAUGAACUUACGAGAGACAAUUUAUAAAAUCAGUCAAUUCAAUAUACAUCAUUGCAUGCA